UUCAUCAAACUCUCCCCCUCCCUCCACGCCAAACUGAGAAAUUAAACAAACUGCAAAUUUCAACUUCACACACACACACACACACACACACACACACAUUAACAUAAGUUGCUACACUCCAUUCAUAAAGAUUAACAAACUCAAUAACUCAACCAUGGCUUCAAUUUCCAUUCUGUUUCAUCUUGUUAUAGCUAUUACCUUCCUCAGUUGCACAACCACUAAAGCACAGGGUCCAAAUUAUCUCUACCAGGUUUGCUCAACCAACAAAACAACCGCCAACAGCACCUUCCAAUCAAACCUCAGGACCCUCUUCUCCUCCCUAUCUUCCAACGCCACCGCCAACAAUGAUUUCCACAACAGCACAGUCACCGGCCGGAACUCCUCCGAUACGGUGUAUGGACUCUUCAUGUGCAGGGGCGACACCGACACUUCCACAUGCAGCAAGUGCGUCGCAAACGUAACGCAGAAACUCUCCUCCGACUCAGAGUGUUCGUUGUCCAAACAGGCUGUGUCCUGGUACGACGAGUGCAUGGUGCGGUACUCCAACCGCUCCUUCUUCUCCACCGCAGACACCAGGCCCGGUGCUUUCCUCUUCAACACCGCCAACGUCUCGAACCAGGAAAGCUUCAUGAGUUUGUUGUUCGCCACCAUGAACGACACGGCGGAUGAAGCGGCGAGUUUUUCUGGCGGUGCUAAAUACGCCACGAAGGAAGCGAACAUUUCUGGGUUUCAGAGUCUUUAUUGCUUGGCGCAGUGCACGGAGGACUUGUCGCGUCAAGAGUGUAGAAGAUGUCUUGAAGAUGCAAUUGGGAACCUUCCGCGGUGCUGUGAGGGGAAGCAGGGAGGGAGGGUUUUGUAUCCAAGCUGUAAUAUUAGGUAUGAAUUGUACCCUUUCUAUCAAUCCCCUGCUUCUGCCGCACCGGCGCCUUCCCCGGCAGGGAUUGUUCCUCCAACCACUUCUUCUAGUUCUGGAGGAAGUAGUGGGAUCUCAUCAGGGACAAUUGUUGCAAUUGUGGUUCCAAUUGCAGUGGCUCUGCUGCUCUUUGUUGUGGGCGCUUUGUUCUUAAUUAAAAGAGCAAGGAAGAAGCGUGGUUCUGCACAAGAACCAAAAACUGGAACUGAGAUCAGCACAGUGGAAUCCUUGAGAUUUGAUUUCAGUACAAUUGAAGCUGUCACAAACAAAUUCUCUGAAGCUAAUAAGCUAGGUGAAGGUGGAUUUGGUGAAGUUUACAAGGGUGUUCUUCCAAGCGGACAAGAAAUAGCUGUCAAGAGACUCUCUAAAGGCUCUGGACAAGGUGGAGAAGAGUUUAAGAAUGAAGUUGAGGUGGUUGCAAAGCUUCAACAUAGAAAUUUAGCAAGACUUCUAGGUUUUUGCUUGGAAGGAGAUGAAAAGAUACUUGUUUACGAAUAUGUAGCCAACAAAAGCCUUGACUAUAUUCUUUUUGAUCCUGAAAAACAAAGUUGGUUGGAUUGGACAAGACGUUACAAGAUUAUUGGAGGGAUUGCUCGGGGCAUUCAAUAUCUUCAUGAGGAUUCUAGGCUCAAAAUUAUUCAUCGUGAUCUUAAAGCUAGCAACAUAUUAUUGGAUGGAGAUAUGAAUCCAAAAAUCUCAGAUUUUGGCAUGGCGAGAAUAUUUGGAGUGGAUCAAACUCAAGGAAAUACCAGCAGGAUAGUAGGGACAUAUGGUUACAUGUCUCCAGAGUAUGCUAUGCAUGGAGAGUUCUCCGUGAAAUCUGAUGUAUACAGCUUUGGAGUGCUCGUAAUGGAGAUUAUAAGUGGGAAGAAGAUUAGUUCUUACAAUGAAACAGACUUUUCUCAGGAUCUACUUAGCUAUGCCUGGAAACUCUGGAAGGAUGGAGCACCCUUGGAAUUGAUGGACCCCACAUUAAGAGAAUCCUACACUCCAAAUGAAGUGAUAAGAUGCAUCCAUAUUGGUUUACUUUGUGUCCAAGAAGAUCCAGAAGAUAGACCUACAAUGGCAACAAUAGUGCUUAUGCUAGAUAGUAACUCUGUUACUCUACCGGUACCAAAUGAGCCUGCAUUUUUUGUACACAGUGGAACUGAUCCAAGCAUGCCAAUGAGGCUGCAAAUUGAUCAAUCUACAACUGGUUCAAUACAAAAGUCUAACAAUGAGAUCUCGGUUAGUGAAGUAGAUCCUCGAUAAAGCUUGAAAACGUAAGGAGCUUUUAAAGAUAUUAUUGUCGGUCAGACAAUCUCCUACCGCUUAGUGUGCUAUCAAUAGAGUGAGAGAUUAGUCUCAACUUGCUAUAGGGAUAUCUUAGUUAACAGAAAAAAAAAAAUGGUAUAUUUGUCUCAUUUGUUUUGAGUUGUGGGGUUGUGGCUUCUUAUGAUCGAAGUUCAAAAUCUUGUAAAUUUUGUAUUUGCUUAUUUCUCUAUGUGGAAAUGAUAUCUGCGGGUCGUUUAGGCCAUCUUGUAUUUAUUGUUCCCUCUUUGAAAAAGGUGAUAUUCUUAAAUA
This is a messenger RNA of Lotus japonicus, 2476 nucleotides long. RefSeq names its product cysteine-rich receptor-like protein kinase 10. The transcript is spliced from 7 exons. Bases 155 to 2164 code for a protein of 669 amino acids. Gene Ontology annotation, molecular function: protein kinase activity; ATP binding. The record is from RefSeq and is a predicted model, not a curated record. Gene Ontology annotation, biological process: protein phosphorylation. Lineage: Eukaryota; Viridiplantae; Streptophyta; Magnoliopsida; Fabales; Fabaceae.